AUGUCAGAGACAGAACAAACUAAACAGCCACAGAAAGUGCCAAGAAGAAGGUUCGUCGGGACCAAGAGAACAGACGGGAAAGGUGUCACGACGAAGAAGCAUGAUGGAACUGAAAUUGUUCACAAACCAAGAGCCAGAAUCGGUGCCUCCAGGGGUAUUACACAUAUUCCCGAUGAGAUUCUUGAUGAUGAGGAAUUAAAUGAAGCCAUCAAGCUAUUGCCUACCAAUUAUAAUUUUGAAAUUCACAAGACAAUUUGGAAUAUACGUAAAUUCAACGCUAAGAGAAUCGCCUUACAAAUGCCUGAAGGGUUAUUGAUUUAUUCCUUGAUUAUUAGUGAUAUCUUGGAACAGUUUUGUGGGGCUGAGACUGUCAUCAUGGGGGAUGUUUCGUAUGGUGCUUGUUGUAUUGAUGAUUUCACAGCUAGAGCGUUAGACUGUGAUUUUAUUGUUCAUUAUGCACAUUCUUGUUUGGUCCCUAUUGAUAUUACUACAAUUAAAGUACUAUAUGUAUUUGUUACAAUUAAUAUCGAUGAAAGUCAUGUUAUUAAGACAUUGCAGAAAAACUUUGCUAGAGGUACCAGAUUAGCUACGUUUGGUAUCAUUCAAUUCAAUCCAUGUGUUCACAGUAUUAAGGAUAAACUAUUGAACGAAGAGCACAUGUUGUAUAUUAUACCACCACAAAUCAAACCACUUUCAAGAGGUGAAGUUCUUGGUUGCACGUCUGAACGGUUGGAUAAGGAUCAAAUCGAUGCUAUGGUGUUCAUUGGUGAUGGUAGAUUCCAUUUAGAAUCUGCUAUGAUUCAUAACCCUGAGAUCCCAGCAUAUAGAUAUGAUCCAUAUAGCAGGAAGUUUACAUUGGAAGGAUAUGACCAAAAGCAAUUAGUCGAGGUUAGAUCUGAUGCCAUUGAAACUGCUUGUCGUGGGAAGACUUUUGGUUUGAUUCUUGGGGCUCUGGGUAGACAAGGUAAUGUUAGUACAGUGGAAAGAAUGGAAAGAAAUUUGAAAGCUGCUGGUAAGAUUGUUGUUAAGAUUAUCCUCAGUGAGAUUUUCCCUCAAAAAUUAGCCAUGUUUGAUCAAAUUGAUGCUUUCGUCCAAGUUGCAUGUCCUAGAUUAUCCAUUGAUUGGGGGUAUGCCUUUAAUAAACCACUGCUAACUCCAUACGAGGCAAGUGUACUAUUAGAGAAGGAUGUCAUGUUUACCGAGAAGUAUUAUCCAAUGGAUUAUUACGAAACCAAUGGGUAUGGUCGUGGUGAGAUUCCUACUCAUUCAUUCCAUAAGGAUUAA
Molecule: messenger RNA, 1284 nt
Organism: Naumovozyma castellii
Lineage: Eukaryota; Fungi; Ascomycota; Saccharomycetes; Saccharomycetales; Saccharomycetaceae
Gene: DPH1
Product: 2-(3-amino-3-carboxypropyl)histidine synthase
Exons: 1
Coding region: 1-1284 (427 amino acids)
Source: RefSeq, a predicted model, not a curated record